AUAUUAUUUUCGUUUUCAGACUUAGCUACCGAUCGUUCACCGUCGCUCGCGAGUUGUGACGCGUAGCUGCCGACGAGGACCGCCGAUCCGAUUAGCACGCGAUAAAAUAUUAUAAUAUUAAAAACGGGACUCGACUACGGUUUGCCAGUUAUUAUUAGUGAUUACGGUUUGCUUGAAAAUACUCAAUCGUCGAUUUCGCAGUGAUCCGAUUAUUUGUCAUCAUCAUCAUCAUCAUUAUUAUUAUUUACAUCCGACGUAAUAUUAAUGCAAUGUGCGYAGGAGUUAAAGGACGAUCGGCAGACUGAUGGAAAAUUAUACCUACUUUGUUCUUAACAGUAGUGAUGCGAACGACUUGGUGGCGAUGUUUGUAGUUAUUUCAAGUGUUGAAAUAUUUUUCAAGUUUAAUAAUUCAUAACGAUUAAAAAUCAAAAUUGAAUUUCGUCGGUCGUCGGUGAAACUGUAAAUAUAAAAUAAUUACAAGGCGAAAAAAAAUCGUCUUUUGUGCGGCCGGGAAAUGCAUGGACACAACCUUGGCGCCACUGUAGUAGGCAACUCGCACUCGCACACACACGCGAUAAAACUGGGCGUGUGUGCGUGAACGUAAACGCGAUUGUUGGGAGUGUGUGCGUAAUCGUCGUUUCAUUGUGCUGCUGCUGCUUUUGCUCGUUGUUGUUGUCGCUGUAAGUCUCAUAUGCUUGUAAUAAUAUCUGAUCGAUAUCAAAUAUCAAUAUAAUUUAUCAUCCCCCGGCGAACGGUACGUCAAAGCCGAGGAGAGAAACGACGAGUCGAUAUGUCUUUCACUGCUGUCACCGUCAGUAACCGGUCAUAGCGGUCGUCCGUAUGCGCACAGUGGUCGCUCUACAGUUGGCCAUUCAACGACGAUGCGCGAAUUCAAAGUUGUCGUGCUGGGCUCGGGCGGCGUGGGCAAGAGUGCCUUGACCGUACAGUUCGUGUCUGGCCGGUUCAUGGAGAAGUACGAUMCAACCAUAGAGGACUUCUACAGGAAGGAGAUAGAAGUCGACAGUUCACCGUGCGUGUUAGAAAUACUUGACACUGCCGGUACCGAACAGUUUGCCAGUAUGCGCGACUUGUACAUAAAGAACGGACAGGGUUUUGUUGUCGUGUACAGCCUGACUAACCAUCAGACCUUCCAGGACAUUAAACCCAUGAAGGAGCUCAUCACCAGGGUGAAGGGAUCAGAGCGGGUGCCCAUAUUGCUGGUUGCAAACAAAAUUGAUUUAGAACAUCAACGUGAGGUUCCAACAAUCGAGGGAAACACUCUAGCCCAGAUCUGGGGCUGUCCAUUUGUCGAGGCUAGUGCCAAGAACCGUACCAAUGUAAAUGAAGUGUUUGCAGAGAUUGUGCGUGAAAUGAAUUUCAGCAAUGACAAAGAGAAGAAGAGUUAUUGUUGCUGUACAGUUCUAUAAGCCAUAUUUUUUAGAAUUUUGUGUUUUGUGUGCAUCAAUCAAUGUCAAAUGUUGCUGGUGAUUUCAAUUUUUAUCAGAAAUACGUCAAAAUUCAUAUUCAAUAGUAUUGGUGUCAGGAACUGUACUCACUACAAUUAUUUACAUAUCCAGCUUUAAAAAGGGUACGUUUUCUAAAGACUGUCGAUGAUAUUGAUAAUAUACAUAAUAAURCAAAUUAUUAACAGAUUUUUUAUAAAUCCACCUAUCGCAUGUGGCACACUACUGCAAGUGCCAUUUAUUUUAAUGUUAUAAUAUUAUAUAAAGAUAGAAUGUGUUUUUUUAAAUUUAAUUUUAUUAUUUAACUAGUGUUAAAUAUGUUUUCUGUAAUGUAUACAUUUUUUUUUUUGUUAUAUCGAAAUGCAGGUUUAUUGAUACGAAAUGUUUAAGGCAGGAAUGAGAUAAUAACUUAAAUUAUAAUGUGUAUUCCUGUAUGUAAUAUAAAAGGGAAUAGGCGGAGUAAUAAUAAUAUUAACGG
Messenger RNA from Diuraphis noxia (Russian wheat aphid), 1941 nucleotides. RefSeq names its product Ras-associated protein 2-like (gene Rap2l). Gene Ontology annotation, molecular function: GTPase activity; GTP binding. Gene Ontology annotation, biological process: Rap protein signal transduction. Gene Ontology annotation, cellular component: membrane. Lineage: Eukaryota; Metazoa; Arthropoda; Insecta; Hemiptera; Aphididae. The record is from RefSeq and is a predicted model, not a curated record.